Messenger RNA from Chanos chanos (milkfish), 1230 nucleotides. It is a transcript of the gene prmt8a, whose product is annotated as protein arginine N-methyltransferase 8-B. Gene Ontology annotation, molecular function: histone methyltransferase activity; protein-arginine omega-N asymmetric methyltransferase activity; protein-arginine omega-N monomethyltransferase activity. Bases 1 to 1230 code for a protein of 409 amino acids. The record is from RefSeq and is a predicted model, not a curated record. Gene Ontology annotation, cellular component: plasma membrane. Lineage: Eukaryota; Metazoa; Chordata; Actinopteri; Gonorynchiformes; Chanidae. Gene Ontology annotation, biological process: peptidyl-arginine methylation, to asymmetrical-dimethyl arginine; chromatin remodeling. The transcript has 10 exons.
AUGGGAAUGAAACACUCCUCCCGCUGUUUGCUCCUACGGAGAAAAAUGGCGGAGACCGAGAGCACCGAGGUAAGUCAGGCUAAAGAUGCGCCCCUGAGUGCGACCACAUCUCAAUCCGUGCAACCAUCCCCUCUCCCCAAGCCUGUGACGUCCGUGAACCAUGCCCCACGAACCACCCACACACCACACUCAGCUGCCAUGCCCAGCUGCCCUGGCAGAGGCAAGAUGGCCAAAUUCCUCAACCCAGAGGAGAUGACAUCAAGAGACUACUACUUUGACUCCUAUGCUCACUUUGGCAUACAUGAGGAGAUGCUGAAAGAUGAAGUAAGGACCCUAACCUAUAGAAACUCCAUGUACCACAACAAACACGUCUUCAAGGACAAGAUCGUCCUUGACGUGGGGAGCGGCACUGGCAUCCUCUCUAUGUUUGCUGCCAAAGCAGGAGCCAAGCACGUGUACGGGAUUGAAUGUUCCAGUAUAUCUGAAUACUCAGAGAAGAUCAUCAAGGCAAAUCACCUAGACAGUGUCAUCACUAUCUUCAAGGGGAAGGUGGAGGAGACGGAGCUGCCGGUGGAGCAGGUGGAUAUUAUUAUCUCGGAGUGGAUGGGAUACUGCCUGUUCUACGAGUCCAUGCUCAACACCGUCAUCUACGCCAGGGACAAAUGGCUGAAACCUGGCGGCUUAAUGUUUCCUGACCGUGCUGCCCUCUAUGUGGUUGCCAUUGAGGACAGACAGUACAAGGACUUCAAGAUUCACUGGUGGGAGAAUGUCUAUGGCUUUGACAUGACCUGCAUCAGGAAUGUGGCCAUGAAAGAACCCUUGGUGGAUAUAGUGGACCCCAAACAAGUGGUGACCAACUCCUGUCUCAUCAAGGAGGUGGACAUCUACACGGUAAAACCAGAGGACCUGUCCUUCACCUCAGCCUUCUGCCUGCAGAUCCAGAGGAAUGACUAUAUCCAUGCACUUGUCACUUAUUUCAACAUUGAGUUUACCAAAUGUCACAAGAAGACUGGCUUCUCUACAGCACCGGAUGCUCCGUACACUCACUGGAAACAGACUGUUUUCUACCUGGAGGACUACCUGACAGUGAAAAGAGGAGAGGAGAUUGUAGGCACUGUCGCCAUGAAGCCCAACGAAAAGAAUGUGCGAGAUCUGGACUUUACCUUCGAGUUGGAUUUUAAAGGCCAGCUGUGUGAGGCUGCCAUCUCUCACGACUAUAAAAUGCGCUAA